This is a messenger RNA of Papilio machaon (common yellow swallowtail), 1246 nucleotides long. Its product is annotated as stress protein DDR48-like. The record is from RefSeq and is a predicted model, not a curated record. The transcript has a single exon. The coding region runs from base 86 to 1162 and encodes 358 amino acids. Lineage: Eukaryota; Metazoa; Arthropoda; Insecta; Lepidoptera; Papilionidae.
ACGAAUGUCAACUAAACAGGCACAACUACUCGCUAUAUAAAAGUUAGUCCAGCCUUCGAUCGUCAUUACCGUCAAAGAAGCCGACAUGAUGCGGCGCAUUUCCUUACUGCUAAUAGUAACCGUCGCCUCCUGCAUGGAGAUGCGGGAGACUGUCGAAAGGAUGGUCAUGGUCCGCACUACAGGAUCUGACCUUCAACCGGCGGCAACCGGAUACAUCUACAAAAAACAGAACGAUGGCCUUGCAAGUGUCAUCAAAAUGGACGAGGAUGAGAUAUUAGAACAACUAUCGAAGUUCUACGAUCAUCCGAAAGUGUUCGCGGCUCACGAUAAAGAGGCCGCCUCGGAGGGUGAAGCAGAUGACAGCAAAGAGGAGUCACGCAAGGAAGCGCACGUCAUACCUGUUGUCGAGAAACAUGAGGAAAACGCAGGCCACAUUGACGGCAUAGCCGAUGAUGAAUAUCCGAAGAAUUAUGAUAGCUAUGAAGACUAUAAAAAUAAUUUUGAGAAAUAUCUACACGGCUUAAAACAUUACAAAGAUGGACUCUAUCAAGGAUAUGGCGGAGGUGACAGCUAUGGAGCUAAUGAUCAUCAUGCUUAUGGUGAUAAAGGAUACAAAGGUUAUGGCACAGAAAAUUAUUAUGGCAAAGGAGGCGCCGGAGAUUACCACAAUAAGAAUUACAAAAGCUUCUACGCAACAGGAAAGGGUGGUCAUGGGAAAGAUUACGAUGAAGCCAAUAAAUAUGGUAAACAUUACGCAGAAGGUCACGGAGAAAAAGGGGGAGAUCAUGGACACAAGGAAGGGCACAGCAAAGGAGAGAAAGUCGAAGGCUUUCACAAGGUCUUUGAUAAGGACGAAUUCAAGAAAGACCAUGACUUUUAUGAUGGUGAAGGACACAAGGGAGACUUCAACAAGUUCAGCAAAGGGUACGAGCACCAUGAAACAAAUGACGGAGGGAAUAAAAAGGGAGAAUCCCAUGAUUCAGGACAUACGGAAUCAGGUUCAGGUAAGGAAGGACACUUCGAUAAGCAAUCUGGUGCAGACCACGAUGCCGGGCAUUCAGCCGAGACAGGAGGAAAAUCUGAGCAGCAUGGAAACGAGGAUAAUGGCGCAAAGGGCGACGCAGUCAAGGGCCAGAGCUACGGCUACGAAGUCAAGCACUGAAAGAAUAUUACUAUUUGUUAUAGUUUUGUUGACUUAUAGUAGAGUUUUGUAAAUAUGUACGUGUAGAUAUAAAGAUAAGGCAUG